Molecule: messenger RNA, 1197 nt
Organism: Anopheles marshallii
Lineage: Eukaryota; Metazoa; Arthropoda; Insecta; Diptera; Culicidae
Product: beta-1,3-galactosyltransferase brn
Exons: 2
Coding region: 1-1197 (398 amino acids)
Cellular component (GO): membrane
Molecular function (GO): hexosyltransferase activity; UDP-glycosyltransferase activity
Source: RefSeq, a predicted model, not a curated record
AUGCUGCCAAGGAUCUGUGUAAAGUUUAAGCUCAAGUAUGUCCUGGCGACGGUGCUCGGUCUGUACACUCUACAGUUCUUCGGUGCCUUUACACACUUCUUCGAGCAAGAUUUUGAGUCGACGUUCGAUUACCCGCUGAACGGUGACAUCCUGUCCGAUGUGUACCAGCUGCGCCAUGGGCAGCAACCCGCCCGGCAACCCAUCAACCGCUACAACUAUUCCUACAUCACGGACUGUGAGCACAAGUGCAAAGAGGACGAUCGGCUGAUUGCACCCCGGUUGGUGUUCGUUAUCAAAUCCGCCAUAGAACACUUUGAUCGACGGGCGACAAUACGCAAAACCUGGGGCUACGAACGACGCUUCUCGGACGUGAAAAUACGCACCGUGUUUGUGUUGGGCCGUUCGCGUAUCUUCCCGAACCGACGCUUGCAGUCGCUGGUGGAUCUCGAGUACAGCACGUACCGGGACAUCAUACAGGCGGACUUUGUGGAUGAUUACUUUAACAACACGAUCAAAACGAUGAUGGGUUUCCGAUGGGCGGUGAAUUACUGUCCACGGGCCAAGUUUUACAUGUUUGCGGAUGAUGAUUUUUACCUGUCGGCUAAGAAUCUGCUGCGAUACGUACGGAACCCGGUCAACUAUCCGGAGUAUCUGGAAGAAACGGACGAAGCAUUGCGGAAGCUGGCACGCCGGCUAGCACACACGACGGACAAUAAUGGAGAGAAUCGUACGGGUGUACAUGAAAGCGGGAAAGACACGAACCUUACCCGUACCAAACGACAGCUAAUGACGGAGAUGGAACUGCCACCUAAUGUGAAGCUCUUUUCCGGAUUCGUGUUUCGAUCGGCACCACACCGUCAUCGGAGCAGCAAAUGGUACGUUUCACUCGAAGAAUAUCCGUGGGAUAUGUGGCCAACGUACGUUACUGCCGGAGCCUUCCUAUUAUCUCACGAGGCACUUUUCGAGAUGUAUUACGUCAGCAUGUACACGAAACAUUUUCGUUUCGACGAUAUCUUUUUAGGAAUUGUUGCAAUGAAGGCAGGAAUUGAACCGCUCCAUUCGGAGGAAUUUUACUUCCAUAAGGCACCCUAUCUGGGCCCGCAGAGCUACAAGUAUGUGCUGGCAACGCACGGGUACGAUGAACCGGCUGAACUGACCAAAGUGUGGAACGAAAUACGAGCUUCCGGUUAUGCGUAG